GGAAUGCUUCAUUCCAUUAAAAAAACCUGAUUUUUUUAAUGAGGAAUUUCUGUUUUGAAAAUAAUUGCCUCUCUUCCUCCCCACCCCCACAGCUCCUCACUUCCAAUGAUUAGUGUUUUUAAGAAAAGGAGGAGAUGAGAGCUUUGAUAUUUGAUCUCUUGAGAGUUGGGAUUCUGAUCAGAAUAACCGAACAGUUGAAGCAAAUUUUUCAGAAGAUAAAAUAUGACUUCUAUGUGUACUCAGUUCUUAGUUUUAUUCUAUAUGCCUCCAUUCUUCUUCCCAGGAUUCUUUGCAGUUGGACGAGGAAAGCCAAGUAUUAUAAAAAGAAAUACAGUAUGUGGUACGUACUUAUUAAAGUUAUAUACGGCCCCUCUCCCAGAAGACUCUUGAUUUAAUGCAGGUUGUGCAAAUGUCGCAUAUGGGCAUUUCUAGAGAACAGAUUCCUUAUCGCUGAACAGUGAAUGGCUUCCGAUAUUCCAUGAUUGCUUCAGGAAAAUGUUUGUAGUGAUUACGAAAGGUAGGGUACCAUGAAAUCUGUAAGGUGAUUUGGCAGGAGAAGAGGCUGUUGGUGCCAGGAUUUGGUUACUAAACCACAGUUUCCUGUUUUUAAAUAUAUUAAUUGAUCCGCAAAGGGCAUCUUUUGGAAACAAGAAUUCAGACAGCCUGGCACAGGUUGGAGCUCCGCCAAGCCUGCUCGGGAAGGUUGCCAUACUGGGAGCAAAAGAGAGUGACAGAGAGAGAGAGAAAAAGAGAGAGAGGGAGAGGGAGAGAGAGAGAGAGAGAGAGAGAGAGAGAGAGAGAGAGAGAGAGAGAGAGAGAGAGAGAGAGAAGGAGAGGGAGAGGGAGAAAGAGAGAGAGGGGGAGAGAGAGAGGGAGAGAGAGCUGAGGAAAGAAAAAAAAAGGCAAGACUUGGCACAGCUCAGUCAAAUCAGCUUCUUUUGUCUGCUUUCUCGGCUUGAGCUUGAGGAAAGAAACCGUCCUGGGGCACAGAAAAACCCAGAACUUUUUGGUUUUCAAACUUAGAAGGCUUUUUAAGUCUCUUGGGCUAUUUAAAAAGUGGUGGUACAUACAAUGCCAGUCAGUCACCAGUAUUAAGGGAAAUAAGAGGCUUUUCAAAUGAAGCUUCCACAAUGUCCACACAUUUGGGAAAUGUUGCAUUUGGUUUUUGCAGGUAUGAUAACAUAGUAAGGGAGACAGGAUUAAUUUAGAAGAUGGCAAGUCAGAUUUCCAAAUUAAAGGGAGAAUCUUAAUUUUCGACAAAAAAGUUUGCUCAUCUACCCAAACCUGCUUUCAAAUCAAAUCAGGCAUCCUUCGGAAUGUAUUCAGAACUCAAACAUCAUGUCAAUGGAACUAGGACUGUCGAACCUUUCCCAGAGGGAACACAGAUGGCUCUAUUUGCAAUGGGAUGUUUCUGGGGAGCAGAGCGGAAAUUUUGGAACUUGGAGGGAGUGUAUUCAACUCAAGUUGGCUAUGCUGGAGGCUUUACUUCAAACCCAACUUAUAAAGAGGUCUGCUCAGAGAAAACUGGGCAUGCAGAAACUGUCCGAGUUGUGUACCAGCCAGAACACAUCAGUUUUGAGGAACUACUCAAGGUCUUCUGGGAGAAUCAUGACCCGACACAAGGAAUGCGUCAGGGUAAUGACUUUGGCACCCGAUACCGUUCUGCUAUCUUCCCAACUACUCCAGAACAGAACGAAGCGGCUCUUCAGUCUAAAGAGGCUUAUCAGAAGGUCCUCACAGAAAGUGGCUAUGGAACAAUCACAACUGAUAUCCAAGAAGGCCAACAAUUCUAUUACGCUGAAGAUUACCAUCAACAGUACUUGAGCAAGAAUCCCAAUGGAUACUGUGGCCUGGGAGGCACAGGAGUCUCCUGCCCCAUUGGCAUUAACAACUAAUUCAUGCCUGCGGGAUGGCAUUGAGCUUGCAUUUGCUAUGGCACUGCUAUAGGGUAAUUGACCAGAGGCAUAACUUUUAAGCUCUGACUCUGUUUUGGGGUCUCUAAACAAAUUAAAUACAGAGACACCCUGAAGCAAUGUGAAUAUCUCACAUGGAAAUUCUAUGAUUAUUGGAACCACACUUUCUGGUAGGGGAUACUAACUAAGGUAAUUAAGCCUAAAAUGUGGGCAGUUUCUAGCUUUCAGGAGAGGUGGGGUGUGUAGGGAAAGGGUGAUUGGAAGUUGUUUCUGGUGAAAAAAUCUUUACUAUUUCUCUGGCCUAGGCAAAUGCAUUCUCCCUUUCCUGUGCCUUCUGAUUUUUAAUCAUUUGUAGCCAUGAUGACGUGGUUACUGAAAUAUUUCUCUGAUAGAGCCAAUGGAGCUUUUAGUACCUGUUGCAGGCUUCCUCCUGGCGACAGAAAGAUGCAAGUUUGCUUUAUGGAUUAUGAUUGCUUUGCUUAUAGCAAUGAGAAAGGUAGCAAAUGUAUAAUCUAAUAAAAUCCGAGAGUCAAUAAAACCAA
Molecule: messenger RNA, 2455 nt
Organism: Monodelphis domestica (gray short-tailed opossum)
Lineage: Eukaryota; Metazoa; Chordata; Mammalia; Didelphimorphia; Didelphidae
Gene: MSRA
Product: methionine sulfoxide reductase A
Biological process (GO): cellular response to oxidative stress
Cellular component (GO): cytoplasm
Molecular function (GO): peptide-methionine (S)-S-oxide reductase activity
Source: RefSeq, a predicted model, not a curated record